This is a messenger RNA of Anopheles bellator, 2718 nucleotides long. RefSeq lists its product as uncharacterized. The record is from RefSeq and is a predicted model, not a curated record. The transcript has 5 exons. NCBI's taxonomy places the organism in Eukaryota, Metazoa, Arthropoda, Insecta, Diptera, Culicidae.
AUGGGAAAAGCCGCGCGACGGUCAGUUGCGUCAGAUCCGUCGUCGCCGACCUUACUCUAUCAGCAACCUCACCAUCAACAGCAGCCACAGCAGCAGUCAGAGCCACUUGUCCAUCAACGGCAAGUGCCCUACUAUCACCCAUCGCCCUCCCUGCCCUACUCGUCGCCAGCCUGGUCGCCCUGGGCGUCUACGCCGGUGGAGUCCUUCUCGACGUCGUCGUCGAGCGCCGAUCCUGGUCGCGACUCGGUGACCGCAGCCUUCGCGUCGUCCUCCACUCCCGCAGCCACCGGGCCGCAGCUACAGGCGCCCCGAACCGCAACACUUCAGUCGGCUCCAGCCGCCUCCUCGCUAGCCCCCGCUAGCAGUCCCCGGGACGCCCCGGAGACCGGUUCGGGUGCGAGCGAACCGUUUCGCAUCCACUCUUCCACCGCGGCCACACCAACCAACAACAACAACUUCACGCCGGAGUUCAGGUAACACGCACCCCGCCCCCCCACGCAACCCCACACGUUUGGCACUAGGCCCAGUGAGGCCAGUGAAACGCCGGGCGUCACCGGACCCUCCCUGGCCCCUCAAGCCACCCUGUUACCGUCGUUUCGUCUCUCCAGCAACCAAACGCAGGUCGAGCGGGAACGCGAGCGGCUCAGGAUGGAGUUCUACGCCACGUACGACGUGAUGACUGGCGUCCGGAUAGCGGCCACGCUCGGCGGUUUCUUCGGCCUAAUGGUGUUCCUCGUCAUCUACAAGAGCCGCACACGGUCGACGGCCAAAGCACUGAAGGACCCCACGAUAGCGGCCGUCGCCGCGGCGGUAAUAGAGGAGGAAGAGGAACGGGAACUGCAGGAGGCGAUCGAGGCGACGGCGUUCUCGUUGCUGCAGGAGGAGCUGAACAUCAACUACCCGGGGCUGCAGCGCGAUCGGCUGAUGUCGCUCGGGAACGUGAGUGCGCCGCCGAUGUUGAGCCGCGGCCGGCGCAUGUCCUCGAUCAGCGGCGGCUACAGCAGCCUGCUCAACCCGUCGCGGCGCUUCUCGUACAGCAGCACGCGCGGCCACCGGAACAGCGUGUCGGUGUCGUCGCGGGUCCUCAGUGCCUACAACAUGGGUGGCAGCUUCGGGCAGGACGACUACGUGCUCGAGUCCGACGGCGAGGAGGCGGACGACGAGUUCGACCAGUUCACCACGACGGCCGAGAUCGGCUACCCGAGCAACUACCUGUCCGUGCCGAGCAAGUGCAACGAGUCCCGGCGUAGCAGCGCCAUGACGUGCUGCAGCACCGAGAGCUCCUUCCUCGAGCGGCGGUGCUCGGCCAUUACGCUGGGCCUUUCUUCGUUACCACCGAUCUCGCGGUCUCCGUCGAGGCAGCAGAGCCGCGAUGAUACCGCCGACUGGGAACCGUUCUACCCGGGGAUCAACAUCAUCGAGCCGACGCCCAAAUCGUCGCCGUGUCCGAGCGAGCGGAUCACCCAUCGCGCCGCGCUCGACUUCGAGCGGCCGUCGACCUCGCGGGCGCGGACUUCCGGCGGGGUUCGGACGACGUCUGCCGCCCUGUCCUACGACGACAGCUCCAUCGACUGCAUCUCGGAGUACCCGGUCGGGGACGGGUUCGGCCCGUUACAUCCCGGGCGGCUCGUUGACCCGAGCAUAGCGGGCACCGUGGGGCGCCCGCUGUGGGCCACCGGUGGCCCAGCCGGGGACCCUAGCAAUAGUGCGCUUAUCAGUAGCAUUAGCACCAACACCACCACCACCGUUCAGCCGGGCAGCUGCAGCAGCGCCGGUGUCGUGCGCCGGGCACCCCUGGCGUCGCUCAGCUCGUUCCGGAUGUCGUCGGCCGACUGCCAGGACACGGAACCGAAGAGCUGCGGCUCGGACUCGGUGUUCGGCGAGGACAGUGGGGCCGACACCGACGAGGACCUGCAGCAGUUCAGCACCGACAGCGACGAGCUGAGCCUCACGAUGCCGUACGAGGAAGAGGCGGGCUACGCGGAGGACGCCAGGGGGCGCAGUUUGGCCCUCUACCGGCGACAGUCCACACUGGCGCAGUGCGACGACGACGACGACGAGGACGAGGAAUACGCCAUCGGUACGACCGUGACGACCGCUCCGUUGACGACGUACGAAGUCGAACAGGACGAGCGGCGGCGGCGGCCACCGCCACCGCAGCGACAGCCAACCACUGACACUAGCUAUUUAAGUAGUCUUUCAAUUAGCAAUCGCUCCGACAGCGUGGGGAACCGGAUCGAAACGAAAGCAAUCAUCGAAAGACAGCAUCCAAAUGACAGCAGCCAGCAGCAGCAGCAGCAGCGACAAUCACCGCUCGGUGCCAUUCCCAAGACGGUGGCGGUGGCGGCCCGCCGAGGGGCUCCGAUCGUGGCCGUUCACGCCCCGCCCGACGCGGACCCCCGGACGGGCGCCGCCUGUAGUGCCGCGCGGACGCGCAACAGCAUCCGGGCAAUCGAGCAGAAAUCGAGCAGCGAACGAGUGACGGAUUCGAGCUCCGCGUCCACCGCGCGCCAGCGGAACGUGGAGGUGAACGUGAUCGUGAAGGGGAGUGGAAGUGGCAGCGGUGGCAAUAGUGCCCCCAAAAGUCCCUCUGUGAUUCUCGAGCUACCGAUACUGGCGAUCGACGACGAGGACGACCCCUCGUCGGGCGCCACACCGGCCAACGAUCCCUGCAUACCGGGCCCGUCCCGCAAGUGGUCCAAGGAGACACUGUUCUAG